AUGUCGGCAGCGUGUUUGAAUUUCUUCAUCAAAAAGUCCGUCUCCAUCCAUGGGCAACUGGAGGAAGCCCAAUUGUCCCUGAAAUACUUUCACCAAAAGCUUCACUCCUGGGGUUUCCCGUCGCCUCCCACGGAGCCCGGUCGGGGCAGCCCCACCCUCCGCCGGGGCAAAUCGGGCAGGGGCUCCGAGGUGGGGCCGCGCCCCCCGGGUUCUACCCCGGCUCGCGCACCAGCCGUGGGAGCGCAGAGCGCGCCGCGUCCCAGGUGGCCCCGCUAUUGUUUUACCUUCCCGGGUGUUUAUUUUUCGCUGAUUGGAAAGAAAAGACCCGGGAAGAAGGCAGCCGGGGGCUCCGUCUCCGCUGCCGGAGCGCGCUCGCCGCGCACCCGACCGGCCAGGCGAGGGGUCCGGGGCCCGGCCGAGCAGCGCGCGCCGCCCCCUCCCGCCGGCCCGGGCCGGGCGCCACCCCCGCCGCCCCCUCGUGCGCGCGCCCGUCCGCCCGCCCGCCCAGCGCAGGAGGCUGACCUCGCCCCGGCCCGGUCCCUCCGCGCUCCUCCGCGGGCCGCUCAGUCAGUCGGUCGGUGCCGGCGCGCGCCUCGGGGGACGCGCUGCUUCCCCUCUCGUCGCUGCUACAGCCCCGGCAGCCGCGCUCCGGCCCCUCCCGAGUCCCCGCCCCCCAGCUCCAGCCCGGCCCGCGGCACCGGGCGAGGCGAGGCCAGCUGGGGCGAGGGCGGCGGCCUGGGAGGAGGCCCCGCCCCUGCCCGGGUAGCCCCGCCCCUUCCCUCCCCCCCUCCUCCCGGAGACCCGCGGGCGGCCGGACCUGGGGGUCGCGCCCAGGCCUGGCUACACGAGGCCCCGGGCAGGGCGGCUGCCGGCUGA
Cavia porcellus (domestic guinea pig) is the source of this 876-nucleotide messenger RNA. RefSeq names its product basic proline-rich protein-like. The transcript has 3 exons. Lineage: Eukaryota; Metazoa; Chordata; Mammalia; Rodentia; Caviidae. The record is from RefSeq and is a predicted model, not a curated record. Bases 1 to 876 code for a protein of 291 amino acids.